AUGGUGUAUCACAAGACAGUUACCCUCAACACGGGGGCGAUCAUGCCCACCGUCGGACUGGGCACGUGGAAGUCCGCCCCGGGGCAAGUCGAGCAUGCGGUCGAGUACGCGCUUAAGGAGGGCGGGUACAAGCAUAUCGACACAGCGUACGACUACGGCAACGAGGCGGAGGUUGGUCAGGGGAUCAAGGCCAGCGGUGUGCCCCGGGCGGAAAUCUUCUUGACUACCAAGCUGCCGAAUGGGCAUCACCACACGCCGGAGAAGGCACUCGAGGAGAGCUUAGCCGCCCUGGAUACAUAUAUCGACCUUUGGCUGAUGCACUGGCCUGCGCCGAUGAAGAAUGGCAAGGCGGACAAGUCGGCCAACUGGAUCGACACGUGGAAGAGGAUGGAGGUGAUCUACGAGAAUAACAAGGACAAGGUCCGCGCAAUUGGGGUCUCCAACAUCGGCGUCAAGUACCUGAGGCAACUCCUGAAAGAGGCCAAGAUCGUCCCUGCCGUCAACCAGGUUGAGCUGCAUCCCUCCUGCUCGCAAGAGGCGCUCGUCAAAGAGUGCCGUGAGCACGGGAUCAUCGUGACAGCCUACUCGCCGCUCGGUUCGGACAACUCUCCCCUGCUCAAAGAUCCGGUCGUGACGACGAUCGCCGCGGCACACGGUGUUUUCCCUGCCAAUGUGCUCAUUUCGCUUCAGGCAAAUCGGGAGGGUGUGACCGUGCUGCCGAAGAGCGUGACGAAUGAGCGGAUCAAGGCCAACAUGAACAUCAUCGACCUCACCGACGAGGAGAUCAGAGAGCUUAACGAUAUAGAUAAGACCAAGCACUUCAGGGCAUGCAGGCCCCACUGGACUGGGUGGGGGUCGCUCGGUUGGGAGGACCAGGAGUAA
This is a messenger RNA of Dacryopinax primogenitus, 882 nucleotides long. Its product is annotated as Aldo/keto reductase. Bases 1 to 882 code for a protein of 293 amino acids. The transcript is spliced from 4 exons. Lineage: Eukaryota; Fungi; Basidiomycota; Dacrymycetes; Dacrymycetales; Dacrymycetaceae. The record is from RefSeq and is a predicted model, not a curated record. Gene Ontology annotation, cellular component: cytosol. Gene Ontology annotation, molecular function: aldose reductase (NADPH) activity.